AUGGGAAACUCUAAUGAGCCGGCGGCGGGGAAGGGGUGGACGUUGGCGCAGUUGUUCGAGGAGUCGGAGGUCUGGCGCGACGUGUGUGCCACGAUUGUGGGUAGUCACGAGCCGUCCUCGCCCGGAGGCGCGUCGCCCGGAGGCGCGUCGCCCGGAGGCGCGUCGCCCGGAGACGGUUGGUUGCUAGCUUCUUCGCCACUGGCAUCAUCGCCGCUUGCAUCGACGCAGCGUCGACGUUUCAAGUUGCACCAGGUCCAAGCGGAGGAGUGGUCUUACCUUUGGCGCAGUGUGCAGUGGCCGCUGAUCCACAACGAGGCGGAGCUAGACAUAUACCGGAGUGUGAUCCUGGGUCAGUUUGUAGAAGCCGUCACCGGGACCUCCACCCCCACCCCCGCCGGGGCGGAUGCCGUGCGCGGGACGGAAGCCGUUCGUGUGGUGGGUGCAAUUUUGGCAUCGGCCUUCAAUGCUCCGCGGGACGUGGUGCAGGUCUUAUGCGAGGCGCAACUGUUGGCGCAGCUGUUGCCGCGCUUCUAUGCGAGACACGGCACGGCCGAACGGGUCCAUGCUUCGCUCAACCCCUCCUUCGGUAUCGACAAGGCCGCGAUGCAGUACGUCGUUGUGGGCAAGCCCAACGAGGUCCUCCACGUCCAACUUCUCCUCCCUACUUAUCAACUCCGCGUGCCCGACACCUGGGCCGAUGAACUUACACUCAACGACGUCCUCACUGAAACCAAACCGCCGGAGGACAACCGUCUGCCGCCGACGCUGAACGCAGACGGCGACGACCUGAUUGGUUCCCACACCCGCCACACUGAUCCUCACCUGACCAACUCCCAGAAGGCUUACCCAAUGUCCAGGGCCACACUGGAACCACCCGGCGACCUGUUGACAGCGGAAGGGCUGGCGGUACAGGCGCUGGCAACGAAGGACUGCAGCGUGGAUCAGUUGCUUUACAAGUACUUGGUCGCGCGCGACGGCGCCGUGGCCGAUUUGGACCUGGCCGAUACGGUGGUGCAAGUGGCCGUGGGCUGUACGGCCGGUGUCGAGGAGGCGGUCGAGGAGGCAGCCGAGGAGGCGGCCGAGGAGACGAGUGCCGGGAACAAACGGCGGGUCGUGGAGCACGUGCACGCGGCCAUCGUCUCGGAAGUUAGCAUCGGCUACAUGCUCACAACGACAGCCACACGGCUGCCGAAACACCUGACUAGUCCCCAGCGCCGAACCAAGGCCGCGGGCGACCUGAAGAGAGCCGUACACACCGUGCUGGAGUUCUACAACAAGAACACGGUACUGCCGGGGAAGGCCGCGGUCCUGCCCGGGGCUAACCCGUCGGGGGCUGGUCAGUUAAGAUCCGGUCAGUUGGGCACCGGUCAAUUGGGGAUGAAUUUGCCGGACACGUUUUACUGGCUGGAGGCGGGUACGUUUGUGACUUUGGAGGCGGCGGGAGAAGUGUUGGCGGCGAACGUGGACAACACGCACGUGAUGAAGCCGGCGAUGUCGUUGGUGGUGUAUCCGGUGGCGCACGCAGCGCUGCGUGUGCAUGAACUGCGAAUUUUGAGACACGUUAUUCAUUACAUCAAGUCGUUGACUAUGCAGCUGUACGAGAGCGCGCAGGUCAUCCAGGCCGUGUCGGAACGCCUCAAGGGCGAGAGGGCUGUGGUCUGCGCGCUCAAGAGCCUGAUCGAGUUGUACGUCCUCAUAACCAAGGAAACCCGCGUUCGAUUCCGAGCGGCCGAACUCCUGCAAUCUUUCGUGCUCCUCGAGCAGUUCUGCCGAGACCUGACCACCACCUACCCCUACCCUGUUGACUUGGCCUCCAAGGACAGGACCUUCCACGACGUACUGCGGGACGGCUUCGUACUCACCAUCAGGGCCUACCAAAGCGAUCUCCGGCCACCCAAGCUAAUCAUGCUAGCCAAACAUCACCCUCUACUCUCUCUGACCCACCUAUUCACCCACAGAUCCUUCCCCAAAGGCAUCCUUUGUCUCCUACUCUACCUGACCACGUACCAUCCGCAGCACCCAAACUCUGACUCUAGGGUACGAACAAGGAACUGGGAAGGUAGUCCGAAAGGCGAGAGUCCCAAAGGCGAGAGUCCCAAGGGCGAGAGUCCCAAAGGCGAGAGUACCAAGGGCGUGAGUACCAAGGGCGAGAGUACCAAGGGCGAGACGGAUAACUCAGGGCCGGAACUCGGCGAGAUUGCCGUAGACGACGACAAGGGCAUCAACAUAGAGAUUGGCGUACUAGACCAGUGCCUUACGCAUUUGAUCUCCAAGUUGGAAAUCCUGCAGAACACCCGCCAACUCCGUGAUUCCGAGCUUGGCAAUGCUUCUUCAGAGCGGCUCAGCACGGGGUCCACGCUCGUGUUCCUCUUGGACUCGAUAAUCCAACUACUCAAUAUACGCAAUAGCAAUGAAACCGCUCCAAGUUUAUUUUCCAGAUCUGGCUCUGUGCCAUGGGCUAGUCAUGAGCGGUCUCUGGGCGAAAGUCUAGUUGUCAUAGUGCUCAAGUGGUUCCAGCUCAGUUACCACCGCGGUGCCCUUCAUAUUGCCGUCCGCAUCUCCGCGCUCGUCGUCCUCGUAAGACCGCAUCUCCUUCACCAACAAAUUUCCAACGAAGUUCUGGACAUGGUUACUGCCUGGUUCAAAAUAAGUCACGGCAGAAUACAGAGGUGUCUGAGCACGCAACCGGACUCAAUUCAACAUGCUGUAAUGACUGCUAACAAACUGAUUGAUCAUCAAUCUAUGGAAGGCGAAGGAAUCGUGGAUGGCAAAGGGACGGAGGCCCAAGGGACAGAGGAAAGCGGGGGGGUGCAGGAAGAGGGAGGAAUGGUUGAAGGCGAUCAGAGAGCUGAUCUGAUUUUCAGUGAAUCAGUAGGUGCCCAGGCGACUAUGCCCUUGUCGGACUCGGCAUUAGCGCAAAGCGCUACGAAAAAAUUGGAACGGAGAGCCAUGUCGGCAGGCACCGAUGAGCGACUACCAAUUCUACUGUUGGCAGGAGAGUGCUUGGGUGAAUUUCUGCUCUGCUUCUUGCAUCCCAAGGUGGUUACCAAGAACCAAUAUUUACUGAGAAAGCCGCUAAACGAUAUUAUUCCCAAUUCCAUCGACUGUCACCUACCGGGGGGUCAGCAAUACCUCGCUAUACAAAACACACUGCAGAAAAAUCUUACCUUACUGGAACGGUUUGAUUCCCAGCUGGUGGUCACCAAUGAGAAAAAGCGCGCAAGCUUUGACAAAAGGCGCGAGCUGGAUACAUGGUUAGAUCUUUGGAACCAAAAAGCCGUUUUCCAACAAGUACGACCCAACACCGCCCCGUAG
Molecule: messenger RNA, 3315 nt
Organism: Gregarina niphandrodes
Lineage: Eukaryota; Apicomplexa; Conoidasida; Eugregarinorida; Gregarinidae
Exons: 1
Coding region: 1-3315 (1104 amino acids)
Source: RefSeq, a predicted model, not a curated record